Messenger RNA from Dinoponera quadriceps, 6533 nucleotides. It is a transcript of the gene pdm3, whose product is annotated as POU domain, class 6, transcription factor 1. Gene Ontology annotation, molecular function: DNA-binding transcription factor activity, RNA polymerase II-specific; RNA polymerase II cis-regulatory region sequence-specific DNA binding. Lineage: Eukaryota; Metazoa; Arthropoda; Insecta; Hymenoptera; Formicidae. The transcript is spliced from 13 exons. Gene Ontology annotation, biological process: regulation of transcription by RNA polymerase II. The record is from RefSeq and is a predicted model, not a curated record. Bases 1662 to 3701 code for a protein of 679 amino acids.
GCGGACCGUCAGGGUUCACGUCUGAGUUUUCGCGUCGAGCUCCAACCGCGCAGCAACGUGCACGACCACGCUGCCGACUGCGACGACAGCACGAGGAGAAGUGGACCGCCGCCCGCCUUCUUCUCCGAGACGGACGCGUGCGUUUGGGAAUUUCGGCUCUCCCGACCGUCACGAUCGCGGGUAACGAGCGAGACGAGCCUUGGAACCGGAAGAUUCAGGCCGAACGAGAGGCUCAAGGGCGAACGAUCGAAAGAUCCUCGAAGAGGAUCUCUCGCGACGGUAUCGGUGAAAAGCAAGUGUUUGUGGACCAGAGAGUGAUCAGGGAGUUAAGCGUGCAGCUGCGUGCGCCGAUUCGUCCGGCCUGUCAGCACGUGGCCGUAGGGGUGGGACUUCUUUCGGUGCGCCUCGCGGACGGUUCAGCGCGGUGAACUCUGUGACAGCCAGCCAGUGAGACGUUCGGUCGAAGAAUCGGCGGGAAAUCGACCUUCUCCGCCGAGUCUCUCGCUCCGUCUAACCCAGCGUCUCACGGUCGAUUCCCUUCGCGGCAAAUUGGGGGUAAGUGCGCGGGAACGUUGAAUCGUCGAACAGGUGGGACACAAUCAAUCGCAGGCCGAGAAUAAAAAGAGUCCGACGGCCGCCUCGCGUGAGUGUCGAGAUCGAUCCGAGGGAAGAGAGAGACGCGCGUCCUCGAGAGUGUCGUCGCCGGACAACGGAAAGCGAUGAGACAAGGACGCCGGCUCUAAUAAGCUUCUAAUUAUCACGACGGGUGCGCUGGUAAUUACAACACGCGCGUGACCAUUGUGCGCGCAGAGACAGAGAGAGACACGUCAGUGUUUUUCAUCGCGCAAUUACACGUUACGAACUGAUGCAGAACUGCGAAAUGUGCACGGUUGGCGCGCACAAAUAGAAUAAUUAAAACCGUAUUACACGGAAAGCUGUGUUAUCUGCCGGUUAGAUUCGCUCGCUUUGUCGAGGAUCGGGCCGGCCGAGGUUAAUCGCUGCGAGAUUCACCGACCACUCGAUAUCACCCCGCAGGGCUCGUCCAAGACAAGUCGCUUUCUUCCGAUCGUUCGUUCAACGCGGCCACGAGGAAAAGAGGCGGCAUCGACCAGGCAGCGCUUUAUCGAGCGACGCCCAAUUAACUGUUUGCUUCUUAAUCGCUCCUAAUUACUCGCAAUUAUUCGCUGUAAUUAAGUAGGCUGAUGUCACCGGCGGCGGAUGUAUCAGUGAAUCGUCCGCUUUUCAACACCGAUCCACCGCUGCUGCCGGGACGGUCUGCGCUUGAUAUUCACCGUAGGAAAAUCACCGGAAGAUCGUGAAACUCGUGAGCGAACGAGCGAGCGAGACGAAGCGAGGGAGCAACAGGAGAGUCUCGGAGGGAGUUGAAGCGAGUCGUCGUAUAUAGUCGGUGUAAAGCGCGGCAUCGAAAGAAGGAACGAGAAGAGGAGAGAGAGGGAACGAGAGCACGAGCGGGGCCGAGAGCGAGAAAGAGAGACCGAGCCAAGACAGACGGCUAAUCGCGAGAUCGGUACGACCGCGACGGAAUUGCACCGUGGCGGAGAUAAAUAACAGCCGCUAGAUAAACCCACGUCAGGACGACGUCCCAAAUACAUCAGUCACAGAUCGCCUCAGAUUACGAGUCCCCGGGAUGCAAGGCUGACAUGGCGGAGGGUUCGGCCGAGGAGGAACAGAGCAGUACCGCUGCGCCCGCUUCCCCGCCAGCUGAUCUUCGCACUCUGAACACCCAAUUGUCGCCGCCUUAUCACCACCAGCCCCAUCUCCAGCCUCGUCUUCAGCAUCUACAGCAUUCCAACAUGCUGGCGACCGCCGUACCGCCCCGGCACAGCCACAGUAUGCUGUCUCAUCAGGUGAAAGCGGAGGCAGAGCUGGACGCCCCCUGCGAUGUGCCAUUGAAUCUCAAGAGCGAGGAUAGCGAUAGGAGUAGCGCCGGAAGUCCGGAGCCGGCGACAGGUGCACUCCACGAGCACCAAAUGAUGAUGGACGAUAUGAAGAAUUCACGGAAGAGACGACGGAGCCCGUCACCCGAAAAUCUUCAUCAAGCGAAGCGCGCGGCGGUAGCGCAGGCUCAUCUAAACGGAACGACUGCUUUAUGCGCAGUGGCCGGCAUGGUGACGCUACAGAAUUUGCAGAACCUGGCGAAUCUUCAAAAUCUUCCACAAGUCGCGUCGCUGGCCGCCGGCCUUCAAGGAAUGACAGCGGGAUUGACUAACAAUCAGUUGAUCAACACUCCCUUGAACCUAACUGUCAGCUCGUCAGGCGGAACGGUACCAACAGCCUCGAGUACGACGGCGGCCCCCCAUCUUCUGCCACCUAGUUCGGCCCCAAUGGCGACGUUACCUCAGCUAUUAUCUCAACCGCAACCGGUCGCGAUGCCUCAAUUCAUCCUAACGUCCGGUCAAUUGGUUCAGGGCAUUCAAGGGGCUCAGCUUCUUAUCCCCACUUCACAAGGCAUCGCUACCCAGACCAUCCUGACCAUACCGGUCAGUCACGUCACGAACAAUCAGAUGGUGAACUUGGCGCUGAGUAAUGGACAGGUAGUUUCCACGACGCUGGCCAACCUUCAAUCCCUAGCUCAACCGCAAAACAUGCUCAACACGCCCACGAGCAACGUUCCCACGAGCCCCAGCCUGGCAUCGGGAUUAGGACUGAACCCUGCCGCUUUGCCGCAUCUUCUGAGCAAUAGCUCGGCGAGCCAACAACUUCUCAGCGCGAUGCAGCCUCAGCAACUACUUCAGGCUGCCCAAGCGGCGCAGGCACAAGCGGCGCAAGCCGUGCAGGCCGUACAGGCUUCCCAGCAACCGCUUCUAACGACAUCGCCUCAGCAGCACAGCCACCGACACACCUCGCAUAUGAAUCAUUACACACCGGCGGAAAAACAUCACAGAGAGAGGCCGGAGCAGUCGUCGCCUUUGAACGAAUCCGUGGUGUCCGCGGCGUCCGCUUUGAACAGAUUGGCCGCCAGUAACGGCGAGAUUACUAUCACGACGACGCACGGACCUGGCGGCGCCGGAGUAAAGGCGUCCCCUAGCAGUAUGCACAGUCCGAAGGAGGACGAGGAUGAUCUCUUGAACGAUUCACCGAACCAGCCAACGAUUAACGAGGCCACUAACAACGUGGUCGAUGGGAUCAAUUUGGACGAGAUCAAGGAGUUCGCCAAGGUGUUUAAACUACGCAGACUGUCUCUGGGUCUGACACAGACCCAAGUCGGGCAGGCCCUGAGCGUCACCGAGGGACCGGCGUACAGCCAAAGUGCCAUAUGCAGUGCCCUGGCUACCCAGAUGUACGCUGCCUCGCAGAUUGCCUCUCAGCAGCAAGCUACAUUCGAAAAGCUGGACAUUACGCCGAAAAGCGCGCAGAAAAUUAAGCCCGUUCUCGAGAGGUGGAUGAAGGAGGCGGAAGAGAGUGCAUGUGAUUACAGGUAUAAGAGCGGCGUUAAUCAUCUGACGGACUUCAUCGGAGUCGAGCCGAGCAAGAAGCGAAAACGGCGGACCUCCUUCACGCCGCAGGCUUUAGAAUUGCUGAACGCACACUUUGACAGGAACACUCAUCCUACCGGCAAUGAAAUCACGACGCUGGCGCACCGGCUCGGAUACGACCGGGAAGUGAUAAGGAUCUGGUUCUGCAACAAGAGGCAAGCUCUGAAGAAUACAGUGAGGAUGAUGUCCAAGGGGGUCGUAUAGGGAAGAAGUACGUCUACCGAUCAAACGAGCAACAUAUGAGAAAAGCUUCAAGAUACGGGCGACGAGAAGGAGGAGGAGGAAGCGGAAAAGGAGCGCGUCUCGUGAAGCUUUUCGAAUUCUCGCGUCUGUCCUCCGCGCGGCGUAUAAAACGAGAGGGAUCGUGCACGAGGACGACACUUCCUUAUCUCAUUGUCCCAUGAUAAGGAAGGAAGAGGAAGGGUUUAUAUAUAUAUCGAUGGCGCGAUUAUCGAAUUAUUAUUAUCGAGCCGGAAGAUCGUUCUAGGUCGCGCGAGCGGAGUCCUUCGAAUAUUGUGAUCGCAGGUGUAUACGAAAUCUAUAUGUAAAUAGCUUUAAUCUACGAAUAUGUGAUGUAUACAUGAGUCGAAUAUCGAGAACUGAUAAUCUAAAAUCGUUGUCUCUCUCAUUUGGUACACCAAUUCGUCGCGCGCUUCCAAUUUUCAUAGAUAUACAUCUAUCGGAGAGCACUGACUAUAGCUGAUCCAAUUUCGAGUUUCGAGCGAGGCAGUUAUCGACAAUUGGUAAGCAUCAACGAAUCGACGGACGUAAAUACCUCGACGACCGGGGAUUACCGCGGGGCCGUUUAUCAUGCAACGACGGAAAAACCGCGUCGAGACCUUUUCUAAUUAAUUGCAGUCGCCCGCGCGAUCGCGCGCGCGGCCGACUCUCUCGUCGGGAUACGUACGUCUAUCGGGGCACGAUCCACCGGAACCGGCCGGAGAGAUAUACUGUUGAUCGUCGUGCGGAGAUAAUGAUGAAAUCCAUAGAAAUUCACACAACGCUGUAUCUUCCAAAAGAAAAAAAGGAAAUGUAACGAGAGCGGAAUAACAAAACAAAUAAAAGUAAGGCGGGACGCGAGCGACGAGCGGUUCCGCGGCGCGAGCAGGUGCAAUCGAUACAUAAUCAACUGGCGUAACUAAUGCGAGGGGGAAAAAAAUGGACAAAGCACGCACUCAAAAUCGAAACACUCGAAGGGCGGCAAUGUUUCGCGCGCGGCAAAGAACCGCGACUGAUCCGUGAUCGUGGGGAUCCUGGAAAUAUCGUUGUUGCUCGUUUUGAGAAUUUCGCGCAAGAAAGAGGAAAAGGAACGAAAUAUGACACAAAAAUUGAGAAAGCAUCGCUUAAAUAAAGAUACAAAAGGAUCAUCGUCUGUACCGAUUGUGUAAUAUCAUCCCCUGCAUGUAUAAAACACGAUUAGAACGAGCACGAUAAUAUUUCUGUCGUAGUUUCGGAGCAAAAAAAAAAGAAGAAGAAGAAGAAAGGAGAAGAAGAAAAGAGAGGAAAGGAACAAGUCGGUCGGGAGUUUUUAGCGCGCGCGCGAGAGAUUUACUGUAAAUUACACGUGUAUCUAGAGAUCAAUGAAAUUCCUUUAGUGACUAAAUAACGCAAUAACGUCUUUGAAAGUAUGCUAUGAACGAUUAUGUACCACAUGCCACACUACCGACGCUCCUGAAGUUGUAUUUAAUCCUAUAGGGAAAAAAAGAGGAAACGGGGUUAGGAGACAGACGAGGGAUUCGAGUUUCUGCAAAACUAGUCCGUAAUAAUCUGCCAUGUAAGACGUAUACGUGUUAAAUGAGCACGCAUCCUCCGUUCCUAUACAUAUUAAUGCGAUCUGCUUAUUCGCUGAAUAACGCUGAAGUUCGGACGAAAACUUCGACAUUACCAGAGCUCGACUCCGAUCUGCGGGAUAUUCGACAGACAUAAUUCUUCGAUUACGAAAUGCUUCUGUGCGCGUGUGCGUAUGUGUGUAUGUAUGUGCGUGGAUGUGAGUGUGUGUAUGUACGUGUGUGUGCGCGCGCGCGUCGCCUAAUUCCUAUUUUCAUCUUCAACGAGGUGUACCUACUGUCGCGCGUACAAAAAAGAGAGAGAGAGUGUGUGUGUGUGUGUGUGUAUGAAGAUGUCGGAUGAUUCGGUUGGCGUAUUCUUUCGAGCGUAGUUGUACACGACGAUGGCAGCUAAUUGUCGCAGACGCGUGAUCUUGAAAUCGGAGAAUUAUUUACGCUUCAUCGUGCCCCCUUCUUAAAGAAUCGAUUAUGAUCGUAAAUAAACGUAUAAACACACGGCCAUGUAAAAUCUCCCCACACUCUAUAGCGACAAUUCUAGACGGUUGAUUUGCAUGCGUUGCACGAACGCAUUUACGUUGCGGCGCGGUGAUUUAGCGAGACGCGAUUCGCAGUCGUUUCUCCCGCGGAUAAGACGGUAUUUAAACGAACGCCCUUUAAAGUACGGUUUUCUUAAUAUCUAACAGACGAGUACGUUUAAUGAGUAAGAUUGUGCAUAAAAUGUACUUCAUCCUCUUCAUAACGGGGUCUACUCGCUACGAUACUAUCGCGAAAUCUUUGACUUGACGCGUAGCUAGGGGCGCAAAGUUAGCCUGUACAUAAUACGAUACACUUAGGUAUUGUAAUAUUAUAAUUAACUUUUAUUAUUAUAGCUAUAAAAUAGCUGAAUUCAUGCAAAAUAAAAUUUACAUGGUUAAAGAAAUAAUAAAUUUCUAAAAGUAAAAGAAGUAUUUUAAGGUUUUACUUUUAAGCCUGAGACGAGCAAAGUGAUCUGUUCCUAAAAAGUUGUAUUAUAGGAGUAAACGGGAGGGUGAAAGGCGCGGGUGGAGUUGGAUGAAAGAUAUACACGACGGAGUAAAAUUCAAAAUUCAAAAUUUUUAUUAAAGGACGGGGAGGGUGAGAUGUAUAUGUUAUCCUUUUUGAUAAAAGAGCGAAAACGUUUGUACAGAAAUAUUCCGGUUAUUAAAUUUUGUUAUAUGAGAGAGCGAGAGAGAAAGAGAGAGAGAGAAAGAGAACGAGAGAAAGAAAGAAA